CAGGAGCUCUUACCCCCUGGAUAUAACCAUCUGCUGUGUGUGAAGGAGGAUGAGUUUCGAGCCCAUUUAAAAGUGCAGCUCUCCACUAAAGAGGAGGUGGAGAAAUGGCUCGAGGAGUUUCAGAAUUCCUCCACUUUAACAUGGAGGAAGGCCAGAACGUAUCCGGAGUCAGCGCGAUACAACGUGUAUAGAGUUGAUCUCAGAUGUCAACAUAAAACCUACUCGUCUGGCAAAAACUCGAGAAACACCAACUGCCCUGCCACCCUCUUCCUUGUCCUCAAAAGAAGCAUGGAGGACAGGAGGUCAAGGUCGACAGAUCGCCACAUGGCGGAGGGUUACCUCCUAUAUGUCAACUGGAGGAACGAGCACAACCACAGCCUCGCUGGCGCCGAUGCCCUGAGGAAAAGGGAUGUGUCUGCCAUCACCAUUGAAAGGCUGACUGAGCUCUUUGAGAAAGGUCAUUCUCCCUCAUCUGCUCUCGAUACCAUCAAAUAUGACCUGCAGGAGGAAGAGGGAGAAGAUUAUUUCUAUGCAGCAGCAGACCGGGCCGUCUGCCCAGACCUCCAGUUCUGCUACAGGCUAUACUACAAAAUAUUCCAGAAAUCAUAUGGUGCCCCUUCUGGAGAAAAGAUGGUCGUAGACCUCCGAGAGCGCCUUGCCAGGUAUAACGAGGAACAUGGCUGUGUCUGUGCUCAGAUAGAACAGACCAUCGACGGCCAGCAGGUUGUGGCCAUUUGCACCCCUGUGAUGCAGCGGGUCCACACAAGGGUGCAGCAGAGUGGAGAGAUGGUCUUUGUGGAUUCCUCGGGGAAUUGCAACAGGAAAACCCACCGCCUUUUACUCUUUGUAACCCCCUCUGCUGCAGGCGGACUGCCUCUUGGUGUGCUGAUCACCACAUCAGAGAGUGCAGCCACUCUAACCGCUGGGAUCGCCCUGCUGAAACGCCUUCUCCCACCUGCUGCUUUCUUUGGCCGCGGAGACCACGGUCCACAGGCAUUCAUGACGGGGGACUGUUCAGCUCUGCGACAGGCGCUUGCCACGGUCUACCCUGGAGCCAGCCUCAUGUUGUGCACCUUUCAUCUGCUCCAGGCGAUGUGGAGAUGGCUGUGGAACAGCCAUAAUGGCAUAAAAGAAGAAGAACGCCCACAGCUGCUAAAUGGAUUCCGAGGUCUUGUGUAUGCCAGAACAGCAGAAGAGCUGUCUGCGGCCUACGCCACGCUGUGUGCUGAUCCCCUGGCAUCAAAACACAAGAACUUUAUGAAAAGCUUGCUGGAGGUGUAUGGGAGGCGGCAGGAGUGGGCACUGUGCUUGCGUGGCAACAACACCAACAACUAUGUUGAAAGUGCCGUGAGGAUUGUCAAAGACAAGGUCCUUCACAGGUUGAAGUCCCACAACCUGACCCAGCUGGUGGACUUCAUCACCACGCGCUUUGAGGCAUACUACAUCCGGCGCCUCACUGACUACGCCAACAACCGGCUGAUUAACCUCUCAGCCCCCAAGUGUGAUGAUGUGGACUGCCAGAAAAUUGUCCAGGAGGAUGAAGUCAACUUUCUGGUGCCCAGUGCAUCAGCGGGUGGCUGGUACCAUGUCAAUACAGGACUGAGCUGCUGCACCUGCCCUGUUGGCAGGACGGGCGCGCCCUGCAAGCACCAGAGUGCCGUGGUGCAAACGUUUGGUGUGAGUGAGACCCCCCCACUAACAAGCACACCUCCUCUCAGGAAGCUCUUCUAUGAAAUAGCUUCAGGAGGGACCGCUCCAGAUGACUGGUUUGUUCCUGUGGAGCCAAAGUCAGUGUUGGAUGACCAGCGGUCCAGAGGAGAGGACGCUGUCCACACAUCAGCUGGGCCCAGGACCGAGUCUUUGGAGAAGGAGCUGGAUGGCAUUCUUGGGAUCCUCAAAAAGAAACUACAGGAGGACACAACAUUCCUGGCACCUCUUCAGUCAUUUGUAGACAAUUUUAAAAAAAUGAAAUCUGACAGUGCUGUCCAGUCAGCUUUGUUCUCCUUCGGAAAGACCAGCUGUGUGCCUACCAGGGUCCACGCCACACCAAGGGGAGUUCUGCAGACGAACACUGAGGUUGGUGUGCAACCAACAGCAGUGUGUCUGGGGGGGAGAAGAGCUCUCGGAGCUGACAGACCUCCGAAGAGCUCCAGGAGAGACCACCCUUACACAAAGGGAGAAAGAGCCAAAGCUGAGCCACACAGCCUGUCCCAUUGUGUGCAGGAGAACACCUCCCAGGGGAAAACCCACUAGGUGCACACACACACCCUACCUUGGCUGGACACACACACGCUCACUAGGCUGGACACACACACCCCCUCACUAGGCUGGACACACACACCCUCACUAGGCUGGACACACACACCCU
Molecule: messenger RNA, 2368 nt
Organism: Perca fluviatilis (European perch)
Lineage: Eukaryota; Metazoa; Chordata; Actinopteri; Perciformes; Percidae
Exons: 8
Molecular function (GO): zinc ion binding
Source: RefSeq, a predicted model, not a curated record